CGAGGCCAACCGCGUCCCGCGUCGCCGGGAGCGUUCUCCAUGAUGGACGCCGCCUGAGGAGGAAGCGUUAAUCGGUUCCUCGAGGGAUCCGGAGUCCUCGGUUACCAUGGGCGACGAGGACGCGUUCCCGGUCUCCCCGGACGGCGACGCGACCUGCAGGAUGGACCCCGAAGAGCUCGCGCGGGAGACUUCGAUGCCCGCACCGGCCGGCGCGCCCGUUUCCGCUGGAUCCGCUCCAACGGCCGAUCCCGAUUCCCCUGACCCUCCCACCACCACCAUCGGCACCAUCGCCCUGCAGAGCGGCGACACCAGGAUCGUCAUCGCGCUCCUUCGAAGCGGGGAAUGUCUUCGCCUGGAGGUCCUGGAGGCUCGUCCAGGACUGGCGGAACUGGGAGCAGAUGCGAGAGAUGCUGCGGAGCUUGCCGAGGCCCACGACCAAGUCCUUGUUCAGCUGCAAAGCAAGCAAAGUCCUGUGGAGGAGCUACUCCGUCAGGCCGAUCAAUUGAUAUCCACCCAGAAGCCCAGAGCUGAGGUCUACAAGGCGAUGGCGGAGACGCUGGGCCAAGCUUGGAGAGACAUCAAUGCUCUCCUCGAAAGGCGCAAACGCAUCCUCGAUGGGAAUCUCCUUUUCCGAUGCCGCGCCGAGGAGUGUAAAGAGAGCAUGAGGGCCUUGGAGUCGUCCUGCAACGACACUCUUCUGCCCAUCGAGAUCGAGGCCGUGAAGAAUUUCCUGGGCGAGCUGCACGACUCGAGGAAAGCCGUCUUGGAGUCCUUGAUGGCAGCUCUUCAGGAAGGCAGGGCUCUUCUCGAUCUUCUAGGAGAGGCCUCUUCAGAUGUGGCGGUCCUCGACUCCAGACCAGGAAGGAUCGAGCGCGAGGUCGAGCGCGCUAUAUUGCGAGUCGAAGAGUGGCUCGAGGAACUGCACGACAAGAGACGGCUGAUCGAGGUCUCCUACAGGAGCAGAAGAACGCAGUUGGAGCAAUGCCUAGCCCUGGCUCUUCUGGCGACUGAUCUCCGAGACCUCGAAGAAUCCCUGAACGACAGGAUCGCCGCUUUGACGAAUUCCGACAAUCGACUCGGAGAUUCCUCGGCGAGCGCCGAAUUACUCCUUUUUGAGAUGAAGAAGCUGCAGGCCGAGGCGAAGAUAUUCCAAGAGAGGUCCAUCAAGAUCACUCGAUCGACCGAGCAGUUGGUCUCCUCGGGUCACUUUGCCGGAGAACAGGCCACGGAACAGGCUUACGCCAUAUUGGGAGCAGCUGCGAAUUACUUAAAUGAUCUCGAACGAUACGAGUCGCUGCUAGAAGCUGCAAUUUCGUUCUUCAGGGCUGCCCAGUCCGCUUUGACGAAAUUGGACCAGCUGGAGGUCCAGUUGGCCACGAGUGAACAUCCGAUCCGAUCCAAUGCUCUUGCUCAGCUUCAUGCUCAAGCCCAGACGACUUUGGAGACUGUAACGAGCUCUCCUCUUGCCGAAGGAUAUGCUCUCUUGGAAGCUGCUGGAAGAGAGUCUCCAGGUGUAAAGGGUGUCAAGCGAAUCCUGGAGGAGCUGGAGACCCGGAAGUUGGACCUGUCGAAUCGCUGCACUGCCCACAGAGAAGAGAAUCUUGAAGCGACCAGAAGUUUGACGGCGUUCCUCGAGAAGUACAACGAAUUGUAUUCGUGGUUGGUCGGCAUAGCCGAGGCCUUUCUUCAGGGUCACCAGGACAUGGGGAGCUCCUCGUCCCUUGCCGAAAACUUCCACGUACUUCAUCGUCAUCUCCUGAACGAUCUGGUAUCCAAAAGCGAGCGCGGGAAGGAGGCCUUGGAUUCUCUUCCAUCAAUACUGGAAAUACUCGGGGAAGAAGAGCGUCGAGACGUGAACGAGAAGGUCGAAAAACUGUACGGAGACUUCUUAAGGCUGAAGGACUCGGUGGAGACGCGAGUUGAGCUGAGCAAGCUUUACAUCAACUUCCACAACAUGGCGAACGACAUGACCAGUGAUAUGAAGUCCCUCGAGUGGGAUUUGCAGGAGGAUCUCUCGGAGAACAUCUUCAUCGUGGAGGAGAUUUUUGAGACCUUUAAGAAGAGAUGGACCUCUCUUCAGACAUUCUUCGCGGAUCUUUCCGCGAGCGGUCGGAGGUUCGUCGAGGAGGUCGGCAAGGCCCGAACGGAUCCGUACUUCGAUACGAGGAGAGCCUGCCUCUGCGUGGAGGAGGUCCUGGAACGGCUCGCUGAGAGGAAAGCCAAUCUGGAUCAGUCCUGGGAGCGAUGGCGAACGAAUGUCCUUGGUCUGAAGGAUCGACAGUCUCGGUUCGAAAAAAUCGCUCGAGAAAGCGGCGAGCCGAUGCAGAGGGCGAGCAACAUCAAGGAAGGCUUUUACCCUUUGUUACUCAAGGAUUAUUCGAGUUCCUUGACAGAGAUCUCGACAACCACCAGGGAAACUCGAGACAGGACUCUCUCGAAGGUGGAGGAUGUCGUCGCAGAGUUGGAUUCGUUGCUUGAACAUGCGACUGCCUGCGUCCUUCGGAGGGAAGAUGAGCAGCUGAUCCAUGAAUUGUCCUGCACGAAAGAUGUCCUUCGAGCGACUUCAUCGAAUUAUCGAAACGUCGCCGACUCGAUAUUAACUGUCCUCGAGCAUCUCCGAGAGAUCGAAAGGAAGAUUCUCGUCUCAGAAUCGAGUCUAUCGACAGGUCGAGCAGAUCGAUCGGCUCGCGAAAUUCGGUCCAUGAUGAAGGAGCACGAAUCCAUGACGGAGUCGAUCACGAAUUGGCUCAAAGAGGUGAAAACCGAAAUCGACGUGGCCGUAAAUCAAAUAGAAAGACAAGAGCCCCCGAAAGCGGCGAGAAUCGAUGUCGAGGCCAUAAAAAGGAUUUACGAGGAGCGCGAGACCUCUUGGAGGACCGAAUUCUCAACUCGACAGCAUCGCCUUGAAGAAGAGCUCCGUUCCUGUCUCUUCGAUGAGGAUUUAAGUCGCAUCGAUUCAAGCGUAGAUCGACUGUCAGAAGAGUUGACGGGAUUAGGACAAGGAUCCUCUGCCAAGAGCCUGCCAGCUGCCAAAUCCACUUCGGAGUCCUUCAAUAGAUUCGAGAGGACCGUCACAAUCCUGGAAGAGAAGAUCGAGACCUUCAUCAGGACGACGGAGGAGACGAUAGUGACGACAGUGGUGUACGGUUCGGAGUCCCGAAUUCGGGAUGAGCUGGAGUCCUUGAGGGAGAAGUGGCGAGACCUGAAGGAGCGACUGGAGCUGGCCAAGAAGAGGGCGACGAAGAGCGUCCUUUACUUCCGACUUCUCGAGGAAGCCGAAGAGUGGUUCAGGGAAGGUAGCAAGCUUCUAGUGACGGUUGCGAGGAGGGCGACCACCGCCAAAAGUCCUGGAGAAGCGACAGACCUCCUGAAGAAGAUCGAGGCCUAUCUGUACCCUGGAGAACGCGACCAAGAAGAGAGGAUCAGGAAAAUCCGGGAGCUCUCCACGGAGACCUUCGGCACCGAAAGGCUUCAGCAAUUUAACGAGCUGAUCGCAGAGAAUAGAGAGAUGUUGGACUCGUUCGCGAUCGUGUCCUCCGAGUUGCGGACUUUGGCUGCGAAUUUAGACGACGCUGAGGAACUGAGGGAGAAAUUGAAGGCCGAGCGCGAAGAAGCGGAUGCCAAAUUGAAGGCUGUGAGACUUGCCGAGGAAGAGAGCGCCAGGAAGAUGGCCGAGAGCUUGGUCGAGAGAACCGUCGAAACCGCUGAAAUCGAAGCCACGAGACUCACCACGACCACGAUGGAAGUGGAAAAAAUUACCCAAGUCUUCUCGGACUCUUCGCCUAUCGUCCAGGAUUUCGAGAUACCGAAGAAAGGCGAGCCUGCGAGGUUUUCGAUACCCCUCGCCGACGCGGUGGUCGAGGAGGGUCAGAAGUUCGUCUUCGAGUGUCGUCUGGUCGGAGAUCCCCAACCGGAAGUCGUCUGGUACAAGGACGGAAUCUCUGUCCUGAACAAUCCUGAUUACAGGACUGACUGCAGAAACGAUGGGACUUGCAGUUUGACCAUCGAGGAGACCUUUGCCGAGGACUCUGCAAGAUUUAAAUGCCGAGCUGAGAACGCCUACGGCUGGGACGAGACGUCGGCGAUGCUCGCCGUGAAAGAAAUCGAACUGGAGGAGCAAGCAGUAGCGCCGUAUUUCUCGAAGGAGCUCUACCCAUCGUUCGCCAAGGAGGGGUCGAACCAUCGCCUGGAGUGCACCGUUAAAGGAUACCCUCUGCCCACGGCCCAGUGGUUCAAGAACGAAAUCAACGUGGACAAUUCCCCGGAUUACUCGAUCACGUAUAAUAACGGAGAGGCCAUCCUGGAGUUCGAUAAUCUGACCCUCGAAGACGAGGGGAGCUACACUUGCAAGGCCACCAACGCCCUCGGGUGGAUCUCGACCUCUGCACCUCUAACAGUGGAACCUUUGAAGAGGGCGGAGAAGCCUCAUUUCGUGCGACCUCUCUCGGGAACGGUGGUCGAGGUCGGGCAGCGGUUUUAUCUGGAGUGCGAGGCCAAGGGCGAGCCAUCUCCCGAGUUUUUCUGGUUCCGAGGAAUCGGAGAACCUCUCGAGGAAUCCGCCGACGUCAAGAUCCAGAUCGAAGGCGGAUGCUCGAGGGUCCUCUUCGAGGCUGUACGCCCUGAAGACGCAGGGGGGUACGAGGUGGUGGCGAGGAACUCGGCAGGGGAGGCUUCUUCGAGGUGCAAUCUGAUAGUCGAGGUGGCGGAGAUGCUGGAGGUCCGCCCGCCGGUGGUCCAGGUUCCUCUUCAGGAUCUGCAGGUCCUGGAAGGACGAACCGCCAGGCUGGACUGCGUCAUCGUCGGCCAACCCGAACCUGAGGUCAUCUGGUACCACGAUGGACACCCGGUUAAGGAGUCGGCCGACUUUCAGCUACUCUUCCAGGACGACAGGUGCUCCUUGAUCGUACAUGAAGCUUUCCUGGACGAUGCCGGGAUGUACAAGGUCGUGGCCGUGAAUUCUGCAGGAGAGGCCUCCAACGAGUGCGCUCUUUUCGUUCUCCCCCUCUCCGAGCUGGCCAGAACCGAGGAAUCCACCGGCGAAAUCUCAGCCAAGAUCGAGGAUACCCAAAUCCCGCCGUCCUUCGAGAAGAUCCUCGAGGAUUGCAUCGUUCCCGAGGGAUCUCCUGCGAGGUUCGAGUGCAUCGUCGUCGGCGAGCCCGAGCCUACGAUCAAGUGGCUGCUGAACGACCGUCCUGUCGAAGAGGUCGAGGUCGAGGUGACCGCAAACGGAGGUCGACAUGUCUUGUCACUAAAAUCCGCCGAAACGGGACACUCUGGUCAGAUAUCCUGCCUGGCAGAAAAUCCUGCAGGAAACGCGACGUGUCGCGCUGAUCUCCUAGUCGAACGCUCGAAGUCGCCGAGGGAAUUGCUGGGACCAGGUGAGCCGACGAAGGGUGUGGUGGAAGUCUUCAGCGACGGCGACGAGAUGCAGGCUUCCAGUUCGAGCGAGAAGCACUUCUCGUCCGAGACGACGCCCGGCGAUGGCGGCUCUCGGACGGUCCUGACCAAGAUGUCCUCGACCCUCACGCAAUCCUCGACCACGCAUACCUCCUUGAAGAAGGAAUACGUCUCCUCGACGAGCUCCUCCACCCUGGCUGGACCCGAUCAUCGACCAACCAGCGUCUGCGUCAAGGCCAUCUCCGAGAGCACCGAACGCUCCGUCGCGGAGAAUGGCGCUCCGCCUGUCCUCGAGGCUCAUAAAAUCGAGGAAUUCGAGAAAAUUGUGCAAGAUCAGCCAGGUUUGGCCACCCAGGAGAAGACCGUCGUCGAGUCGAGGAUCAUCCCCCAGGUUCAGAAGUCCGUCCGGAAGUCCACCGCCCCGAGGUUCGUCUCUCCCCUGACGGGGAUGAUCGUGGAUCAAGGCACCGACGUCAUCCUCGAAGGGAUAGUCGACGGUUACCCGCUGCCCACGAUUUCCUGGUCGAAGAAUGGACAGGAGUUGGUCGAGAAAGUUGGCGUCAAUGUCAGCUACUCUCACAACCACGUCAGGGUGGAGUUAAAGAAUGUCAACGUAAAAGAUGCCGGCCGAUAUACCUGCACUGCGACGAACGAAGUUGGCACAGCCAACAGUACAGCAGAUCUGGUUGUAAAAAAGACGAUCUUCCCACCGGUCUUCGGUCGGCGACUUCAGGCCCAGGUCGUCAAAAGUGGUGACAGGGUGAUCAUGGAAGUCGAGAUCACGGGCACCCCCGAACCUACCGUCUCCUGGUACAAGGACGACCUGCCCCUGAAGGAGCAACCUCCUCGAAUCAGGAUCAAGCAACAAGGGAACUGCUAUUUAUUAAUAAUCGAUAAAGCUUCUAACGAGGAUCGGGGCAAGUACAUGGUGAGAGCUACCAACGCAGGGGGUGAGGCCCAGAGCAUCGCAGAUUUCGCAGUCUUCGAGCCAACUCCGGACACGAUGGUGGAGGUCCACAAGACCGUCAUCUACGAGAACGCUACGAGGGAGAAGGAAAAUGCCCUGAACGAAGGGAAGAAGUUCGUGGCACCACCGACGAUCCCCAUAUCCGACCGCACGCAGACCACGACGAUUCGAACGAGCACGGUGCCGACGACGCCCCUGAAGAGCGUCUCCGAGACCCUGAAGAAAGACGCCGUGGAGACGAAGCUGCUCUCGGAAACGAUUUCCUCGACGGUGGAGUCGCACCGAAGCGAGAUCAAGUCCGAAGAGAAGUUCCACGUGAAACUGGAGCACAAGACCCCGGACAUCCUGGAACCUGACGAGAGGGCGACUCGUCUCUUGGAGGUCGAGAAGGAGAACGAGAACGUGGAGACCUCGCGAAUCGCGAGAAAGGACGCCCUGAGCUUCUUCGAGUCCAAGGUGAAGGAAGCCACCGAACUCCCUGUACUGCCCAGGGUGGAAACGACGAGUCUAGAGUCGACCCUGAAGACGAUCUCGAAAGCCAGCGCCCCCACGUAUGAGGUCAAGAUCGACAAGCUGACGAAGAGCUACGAGUCCUCUGGAAAGAUCGCAGAGCCGGAGAGACAGGAGCCAGCUCCGGUGUUCGACUUCCGGUCCAGCAAGAAGUCCGUCGGGGACCUUUUCAAGAAGUUCGAGCAAGGGUCGACCUCGGGGCGCGGGAUCGACAACAACCUCAUCGAGAUCCCUACGUACGAGGGGUACAAGCUACCGAGUUUCGCCUCGAGCUCGAAGAAGACCGUCGUGGAGGAGACUUCGAAUACCUCGAAGCUGCGCUCCGAGACCCAGGAGUCGGUGCUCGAAGGGUUCGACCUGGUCCCGGAGCCUCCCCCUGAGAUCGGGUAUAUGCCGAAGAUCGAGCCGGACAAAAAAAAACGGCCUGACAUCACCAUCAAGGCGAAGCAGCUGCAGGAGUCCCACAGGAAUCUGUCCCCAGUUGACGCCCCGGUGGGUGGCGUGAAGAUAUUCCCAUCACCGAUCCCGAAGCCAGCGCCGAAGACCCCAACGAUUCCGACCCCGACCCCGACCCCCACGUCAUUCUCGAUACCGCCGCCCUUCGAGCUGAGGAAGGAAGAAAAAGAGGUCUUGGAAGAGCGAUUCGUGAGGAGAGAGGUCCCGGAGAUCCCGAAGACCUCCACUCCCCUGGGACCAUCCCUUUUCGAGAGGACCCAUCAACAGUCGCAUCAACAUCAACAGGAAAGCGUUCACAGGGAUACCUCUCCUUCAGGGGUGGGACCUGCCACCAGCCUCUUCUCCCAGACCUACGAGUCCUCUUACGCCUCCGACCUGGAGACCAGGUCGCACGUCUCGACGGACCUCUCGGAGUACAGGUGUCACUCGGCAGCAUCUUCGAGUCACCUGGAGCGCCCGACCUCGCCGAAACCCUCCGCCGAUGGCCUCGCCAUGGAGAAGUCUUGGGCGAAGAAGUGCUCCGAGGCCAGCCGGAAGUCCUGGCCGCCGGCUCACCAGGAGGUGAAGACGUCCUCCAGGGAGGUCGUGAAGGAGGUGAACGUGCUGCCCAAGGGCAAGGUGACGAGCCAGGUGGAGACUUCGGGAGUCCACGAAGAGAGGUCCUGGAGCUCCAAGGCAGAGUCCAAGGAGACGGUGAUAGAGAGGAGCGAGGAGAAGAAACCGGCCCCCAGGCCCAUCAUCUACAACGCCGAGACCAUCAAGGUCGACCACACGGUGAACGCCAUCGAGGAGAAGUCCAUCAUCGAGAAGUACACGACCGAGUGCGACGUCAGGACGACGGAGACCACCGAAAAGACCCUAACGACGGAGGAGAUGGCGACCUCGGGGUUGACCGGGUCCUCGACGACCCUGGAGAAGCUGAAGGCGCCCUCCCUCGUGGCCGCCGCCGUUGCGGCUGCCGAAGAGGCGACCUCGAAGCCCCCUCCUUCCUCGGUACCGCUUCCGGAGCUCAUCCUGGAACCCGGACCACCCCCGGAAAUAGGCUUCGCCCCAGCCCCCGUAUCCAGGGAAAAGAAGCUGGAGACAGUGGAGAAGACCUUGGAGAUGUCCCUCGAGCACCAGCCGGCGAAGAUACCCCCAGGAGCCAUCAGGACCAUCCCUCCACCACCACCUGCCAUCCCCCCGAAGGACGUUCGCCCGAUUCCUCCACCUCUGCCCGCGACCUCAUCCAAGCACGUCUUCUCGGCGACGAGGUCAGCAGUCCUGGAAAGCGACUACGAGUCCGACCUCGAAGGCCUCUCGAAAUCAAAAUGGCGAGCCUAUGGCAGCGAUAACGACGAGCCAAGAUACCGAAGAGUCCAACCUCCAGCUCCGAUCUCGAAACUCGCGAGGCCGAGGUCGACGGAACCAGAACCUCUUCCACCUUCUAGUUUCGAGGCUCCGGGUAAACCUCAGUUCCGACCCGCUGCUCCGAAGCCGACCUCUCCACCGGCUCCUGUGUCCUUGCCGACCACGCCUGUGGCGACCUCUUGUAAGGUCGAUGCCAGGAAACAGACCAAGAGCUUCCAGCAGGAGAGCGGAUACAUGGCCGACACCGAUGAACCUCUUAGACAGAGACCCGCCCUCGCGGUCCAUAGGAGCUUCGCCAAGUACGAGGGAACCUCCUCGUCCUCGUCGAGGUCGGAGACGAGGACCUUCUCCGAGAGCACCGAACGGUACCAGGGCUCUUCAGGGUUCUCGACCUCUACGCUGCCGAGCAAGUUCGAGCCUCCCAAGGAAACGACGUACACAGGGGGCCACUCUCCGUACAGGCUGCAGUCGCAGCCGUUCUCGUACAAGCCGGAGGCGCCGAAGCCGACCCCGAAGAAGACGGUGCUGCCGCCGAGUCCGUCAAAGUUCGUGAAGGGGGAGUUCCGCGAGAGCGACUACGAGAGCGACUACGAGGGGAGGAUUCCGCCCCUCUGGAAGCCCCGGGGCUCGGACACGGAAGAGUACUCUUUCAAGCCGGUGAAGCCGACCUUCGUGGGCUCGGGGAAGCCGCGCCCCGGGUCGACGGAACCGGGGCCGGACCCGGUUCCCCCGACGCUCUUCGAGGAGCCGCCGAAGACUUCCGGUCCGUCGCGGCCGGGCUUCCGGCCCAUCGAGGCGGCGCGGCCGGUCGAGGACCGGAAGAGGGAGACCUCGCGCCAGGAUCGCCUUCGCCAGGACCAGGAAAGACAUCGCCAGGCCAAGUCGGUCCUGCUACCCGGGUCUCCGCCAGAAAUCGCGUACGCGCCUCCGCAUCGCCAGACCUCGACCGGGCCCCAGCCUCGACCCGGACUGCCCUUCCACAACGCCAUCGGCACCGAGACCAGGAACACCGUUAGGAUGGACGAGUCUACGGAGAACACCAGGAGGAUCGUUACCGUGGAGAGGACCAGCCGGGUCAUCAAGUUCGGGGAGAACAGGGCGAGCCAGGAGACGGGGACCUUCCCCAGGUCGAGGACGGAACAGGUGCCCACCCCGUCGAGGUUCCAGCAGGGUCGCUUCGGGGAGUCCGAGAGUGACGUUGAGAGCUCCAGGGUAGGCACAAGGUGGACCCCUGCCGAUAGCGAUGUCGAGGACCUGGAGUAUCGACGAGUGAGGGCUCCGGUCGCGACCUCGAAGAGCAAAGUGGAGGCGAAGGUCGAGAGCAAACUGGAGGAUCGGCUGGACCAUCAGCUGGAGCGCUCCGGCCUUGCCGAGGAGGAGUUCCUCCUGAAACCUGGCUCGCCCCCAGAGUAUGGGUUCGUGUCGAGGAGCGACAUCGACAGGGCGAACUACGUGGCUGCUGAGCACAUGAGCGACAUGACCAGCAGCUUCCGCUCCAAGACGGAGAAGUUCGCCAACGACAUCCGGUCGGAUCUGAAGCAGAAGCCGAUCUUGAAGCAGACCUUCGCGGACGGCGCCGCCACCGACGCCGAAGACGACCCCAGGACCUACAGGGAGGAGACCAGACAGGCUCAAUAUGGCACGAAGCACAUCGACCCCGACACCGGGCUGAUCUACUUCAAGUACGACUUCGGCUACGAAUUCGGCAUCGUGUUGCCCGGAGAGGGGAAGAAAAUCGGUGGUACCAGUGGCAUCAGUGGUAUCGGUGGUACCACCCAUCAGAGGAGAGCCAGCGACAUCGACGUGCCGAUAGUGCACGAGUUCAGCACCAACAGCGACAAGAGGAACGGGUUCGCCAAGGACUCUUCAAGGCCCACGUCCUUGCAUAGCCAUUUCAAGCCUACAAAGUUCACGCCCGGCGCGAAGACAGUCAAGUGGGAGCCCACCUCGGAAAGUGAGUUUUCCGAGGCCGAGGACUCGAGGAACAGGAAGAACCUGGGACCCCCCAGCGUGGUGAUCCCUUCGGGGAGGUGGGACCAGACCACCCCGAGUCCUCUUUCUUUGAGCCCCAGCUUGCCCAGCCUCUCUCCCAGACACAGCUCGAUCGGACCUCCCAGCAACAUUGAGUCUUCAGGGUCUCCCUGGCCCACCAACGGCAGGGCGACGACGCCGACAGGGAACCGGGAGGUGAUUCAGCCCUACCUGGACGUCCAGCCGAAGAAGGCCCCCAUUUUCAUCGCGCCCCUGAGGGACAUCGCCGUGGUGAACGGGCAGACCGCGAGAUUCGAGUGCAUCGUGCAGGCAGAGCCGCAGCCCAACAUCCUGUGGUCCAAGGACGGCAGGAUAAUCGAGAACUCGAUCGACAACGAGAUCCACUACAGGAACGGAGUGUGUCGCCUGACCAUUCCUCGAGCCCAUCCCGAGGAUGCAGGUGCAUACAGCUGCACCGCGACCAACAGCCUCGGUUCCACCGGGACCUCGGCGACCCUCCUGGUUCCAGGUAACAGAAGGUCGAUUUACAAAGCUUAGGGAGUGGACCUCCUUGGCAGUCCUGUGCUUUGGGAGCCGAAAAGGUGGCGGGUCUUUCCUCGUGAUCGCGCCCCUCGAGGUGUAGCUCGAUGCACUUCCGGUGCGCCGUCGAUGCACCACCAGUAGCGAGGCCUAUACGAGAGCUUUCUCGGAACGAAAUGCAUUUCUCCCGCGGUCCUGGGAAUCGCGCUUUCGCAAGGUACCAUUUUCCUCGGCCCCUCCCCGCGGAAGCUCCCCAGAAUUUCGGCGUCCCUUUCUUCCCUUCCCUCGCUUGGUUUAAUCGACCCAUCGGUCCCUCUUCAGCUUCUCGCCAUUUCGGGGUGGUGGACGCGGCUAUUUCCUUUCUCUGUUUUAUUUUUUUUUUCCCCCUUUAAUUCGACGCUCUCGAAGAGGACGCCCUCGGUGGAGGGAGUCGAGAUCCCGAAGAAGAGGUCGAAGAGCAAGGAUUUCCGGUUUUGGAUUUUCGGAUUUCCGAGCUUGCGGUGUCGGGGCUCGAUUAAUGCUCGGUGCGGUUUGUUUGACCUGUCAGUUGCAGUUGCCGUCGAUGGAGAGACGUAUAACCCUGCUGUGUUACCACUGUUAUCACCGCCAUUGCUAUCGUGUAAAUAAAUCUAUCUGCUUCCUUCGCAUA
Messenger RNA from Orussus abietinus, 11840 nucleotides. Its product is annotated as titin. The coding region runs from base 107 to 11209 and encodes 3700 amino acids. The transcript is spliced from 33 exons. Lineage: Eukaryota; Metazoa; Arthropoda; Insecta; Hymenoptera; Orussidae. The record is from RefSeq and is a predicted model, not a curated record.